Lodderomyces parapsilosis is the source of this 1455-nucleotide messenger RNA. RefSeq names its product translation initiation factor eIF2B subunit delta (gene GCD2). The transcript has a single exon. NCBI's taxonomy places the organism in Eukaryota, Fungi, Ascomycota, Pichiomycetes, Serinales, Debaryomycetaceae. The record is from RefSeq and is a predicted model, not a curated record. Bases 1 to 1455 code for a protein of 484 amino acids.
AUGACGGACACAGCAGCUCCAGUAAACCCUACAGACCUUGGAGGGGAUAAGAAAUUAUCAAACAAAGAGCUUAAGGAAUUGAAAAAGAAGGAAAAAGCCGCCAAAAGAGCUGCGCAAAAGGAGAAAAAUGGAAUUUCAGUAGAACAACAACGACAACUAGCCGAUGAGAAAAAGAAGCUCUCACAAUCUGCAACGUCUAACACUGCUUCAAACUUGAAGAAGCAAUUGAAUCAAACGCUCAUCAGGACAGACAAAAAGGUUCCUCAUUUGUUUGGACAUUUGGAGACUCGCGAACAAAGGAAUGCCUCGUCGCCAGCUAUUUCGCAUAUUGUUCAUCCGGCAAUAAUCGCAUUGACAUUGAAGUAUUCAAGUUACAUCAUUGUGGGGUCUCUGUCUAGAUUGGUUCAUAUGCUUCGCGUUUUCAAACAAGUUAUUUCGGAUUACAAAACACCGGAACAUGCAACACUCACAAGACACUUGACCGGUCACUUGUCGCAUCAGAUUGAGUUUCUCAAAUCUGGUAGACCAUUAUCAGUUUCAAUGGGGAAUGCCAUUAGGUGGUUGAAGCAAGAAAUUUCACAUGUUUCAAUAGAUACUUCCGAAACUCAGGCUAAACAAUUACUCUGUCAAAAAAUUGACGAUUUUUUGAGGGAAAAGGUUGAGCUUUCCGAUCAAUUGAUUGUUGAAAGUGCUGCAAAACAUGUCACCAAUGGUGCCACAAUCUUAACUUAUGGGCAUUCUCAAGUUUUGGAGGAUCUUUUCAAGUUUUGUGCUUUGGAGCAAGGUAAAAAGUUUAACCUAGUGAUAGUGGACUCAAGACCCUUAUUUGAGGGGAAAACUUUGUUACGAGAUUUGCUGCAAACAAAGUGUAUCGAUGAAUCAGGAGAGGAAGUUCCCAUAACGCAAAAAUACAUUACUGUGCAAUACGUUUUGCUCAAUGCGUUAUCGUCAACGUUGUUGGAUGAUGUUGAUUGCGUUUUCUUGGGUGCCCAUGCAAUGCUCUCCAACGGUCGUCUAUUUUCAAGAGUGGGCACGGCGAUGAUUGCCAUGAUGUGCCACACAAGGAACAUCCCCGUAUUGACGUGCUGUGAAUCAAUAAAGUUUUCGGACAAAGUGCAAUUAGAUUCAGUAACAAAUAAUGAGCUUGCAGACCCCGAUGACUUGAUAAACAACGACAACAGCGCUAGGAAGCCACCACAGAAAAAGACAUUUGCUUUGGAACAGUUUUUGAAACAGUCCAGUACGGAAAAGGCAAAGGACAAGAAGGAGGGAAUUGAUGAGAAACAAAACCAAGACGAGCCAUUGCGUGAUUGGAAAAGCCUUCCUGCGUUGAACAUUUUGAACAUUAUGUAUGAUUUGACACCCCCAGAGUAUAUCAAUAAGGUAAUCACUGAACUUGGUGCAUUGCCACCAUCAUCAGUGCCUGUCAUCUUACGAGAAUAUAAAAGUACAUAG